AUUUAAUUUGCUUAUGUCGGCCCCAUCAAGAAAUUCCAAAAGAAAUCACACAACCACAACCAAUCAAGGUCUUCCAGGCCCAGCAAGCUACGAACCUAAAAUGGAGGUUUCACAUGCAAAUGCACCCAGAUGGACAAUGAGUGGAACUAACUCCAGAGAGAUACCCAUCAUCAAAAACAUUCCCGGCCCAGGAUAAUACGACGUCAAAUUGCCCGAAUCUUAACGAAAGACCCUAAUUUAUGGAAAGGCUUAUCAAAUAGACAAGGAAGCAUAACAGAAACCAGGUCCAGGAACCUACAAAGUUGAAAUUUCUCAGCUCUCCAGAACAGGAUUCAAAAUUGGCAGCGAAAAAAGAUACAAGGACGAAAAAAAAUUGUCACCAGGACCCGGAGAUUAUCAUUUAAUAAUGAAAAAUCAUGUUACCUCUUAUAUCAUUGGAUAAUAGACCAGAUCAGGAAAAAUCUAUAGUAAUCAUGUAGGUCCUGGACAAUACGAGAUUCCUUCAUUAUUAAAAACCGACGGAGGAUUUAAAAUGAUUCCACGUCGAGAAAAAACCGUAUCCAUGAUCACUCCUGGUCCUGAUGCCUACGAGCAACUCAGAUAAGAAAGAGUUAAGUCAUUCAAAAUUGGAACUAGCAAGAGAGAGGGGAUUUAUUAGAAGUCCACAUCUCCAGGUCCUGCCAAUUAUGAAGUCCAGGCAAUCAAAGAAAGUGUUGGAUAUACAAUAGGCAAAGGAUAAAGAUAAGAUACGAAACUAGAGGUGUUGCCAGGACCAGGAACUUAUAAACCCAACAAACCUAGUAAUGCUCCCAAAUACUCCAUCUAUUAAAGAUAUAGGGAAAAGACUGAAAAUGCAGGUCCUGGACCCUAAUCAUAUACCAUAGGGGAGUUUAGAGAAACCAAAAGCAUAAUAUUUGGACAAGCUAAAAGAGAUAGUUAAAAUAAGAUAUAGAUACCCGGACCAGGAGAAUAUGAUACCGAAAUAAAAGUUAAGAAGCCUUAAGUGAGUAUUGUGUUUGGAAGAGAGAAGAGAUCUUAGAGUUGCUCUGAAAAUACAUAUAUGCCUGGACCUGGUGCAUAUGAUAUAACAUCUAAUUUUUUGUUGAAAAAGAAAUGAUUGAAUAAGAUUCACAUUUUUAUUGUUCUAUAUCAUCUUAUAAA
Paramecium tetraurelia is the source of this 1161-nucleotide messenger RNA. RefSeq lists its product as uncharacterized. Lineage: Eukaryota; Ciliophora; Oligohymenophorea; Peniculida; Parameciidae. The record is from RefSeq and is a predicted model, not a curated record. The transcript is spliced from 3 exons.